ACAAAAAGAAUACAAAUAAACAAAUUCACCAACCACAACAACAACAACAACAAAAUGGGCGGCGGCAAAGAUAUUCGUCGCGGCCUGGAGCCGUUGGAAUUUGAGGAAUGCAUUGUCGAUAGUCCCGAAUUUCGUGAUAAUCUCAAUCGUCACGAAAAGGAAUUGGAUCAUACUAGUCAUCAGAUCAAGCGCAUUAUCAAAGAGGUUAAAGAUCUAAUGAGUGCCGCUAAAGUGCUGUCCACACGAAUGAAACAAUUGGCCAUUCUACUCAACGACUUCAACUUUGAGUGCAUCGGCACUGCUCAGACCGAUGACGAGAAUGUCAUCUGCGAGAGCCUCAAGCGCUUUGGCAACAUCAUCGGCACCAUUGAGGAUGAACGCGAUAAAAUGCUUACGCUUGCCGACAAGCAUAUUAUAGAGUCGCUGGAGGAUUUUCGCAAGAAACAAAUCGGCGGCGUUAAGGAGAACAAAAAGAAGUUUGAUAAGAAGACUGAAAAGUUCUGUCAGUCGCAGGAGCGUUUUCUAAAUAUGUCAACCAAAAAGCCCGAAAAUACGAUACAAGAGGCCGAUGCCAGUCUGGGCAUGCAUGAGCGCGAAUACAUACAGGAGUCGCUGAGCUAUGUACUGCGCAUUCAGGAGGUGCAGGAGCGCAUCAAAUUCGAGUUUGUCGAAAUUCUCUUAGCCUUCAUAUCCGGCUGGCUUGUGUUCUAUCACACCGCUCACGAGCAGGCCGAGGAUCACAGUGAUUACUUGCAGGAUCUGCGACACAAAGUCCAAAAGACGCGUGAAAAUUUCGAGGAAGCACGCGAAAAAGUCACCGAACUAAAAACCAAGUACAUGGAAAAGCGUACAAAGUCCGAGGAGAUUUUCACCAAACGCGGCUAUUUGUUUUUAAUGGAAAAGAGUUCCCUUCUGAAAAUCUCACUUUUAGAGCCAUUCAAAGCAACAUGGACGAAAUACUAUUGCACAUUCAAGAAGCAGAAGCGCGAGUUCACAAUGCUGCAGUUCAACCAGAUGAAUCACAGCUUCACCCGUCCGGAGGCGCGUGAGGACGAGAAGCUGACACUGUUCAGCUGCCAGCGUCGCGCUUCGGAGUUCGAGAAACGCUUCUGCUUCGAUCUGACCUUCAAGGAGAAGCCAGGCAUCGUUUAUACGUUUCAGGCGCUCAGCGAAAAGGAUCAUCGCUCCUGGCUAAGCGCCAUGGACGGCACGGAGCCAACUUACUUGGCGCCCGGCAAGAUGAAGGCCAGCGAGGCGUAUCAGCUGGACGAGACCGGGUUUAUGUUUGUGCGCCGCUGCAUUCAAGUGCUGGAGAGUCGUGGGCUCGAGGACGAGGGCAUUUAUCGCAAGAGCGGCGUCGGCACCAAAAUCAACAAGCUGCUGUCCCUGGGCAUGGAGCGCAAGGAGACGGAGGACGUAUUCAGCGAUGACAAGUACCGCGAUCUCAUGGAGAGCAACACCAUAGCGAGCGCCCUCAAAAUGUAUCUGCGCAAUCUGCACGAGCCGCUCAUGACCUAUCACUACCACAGCGGCUUCAUCGAGGCAGCCAAAAAAGAGAGCCUAAGUCAGCGCGUGAACGAAGUCCACAAGCUGGUCUACAAAUUGCCACAGCCAAACUUUGAGAUGCUCGACAUGGUCAUCAAGCAUUUAACUCAAGUGGCGCGCAAGUACGAGAAGAACAAAAUGUCGGUGUUCAAUCUGGGCGUGGUGUUUGGGCCGACACUGCUGCGUCCCAUGGAGGAGACGGUGGCUGCCAUUUUGGACAUCAAGUUCAACAACAUUGUCAUCAAUAUACUCAUUGAGAACUACGAUCGCAUCUUCAAGAACGAUCCCAGCAGCGGGGUGACCACAGCGGUCACCGCUGAUCGCACAGCGGCCAGUCUGCAUCCGAGCAGCAGCAGUCCGCCCACCCGCAUGCCACGCGCCUCCCAGGUGGGCAAAGCCGCAUCCACUGGCGGCGGCGGCGGCAGCGUUGGCCGCAAUUCCAUGUACUCGCCGCAGCAAAAGGUUUACCGCGUGGUGACCAAAUCCAAUUACACGGAACCCACCAUGUCCUCCAGCCUGCAGAAUAUUCCAAAUGGCAUGAUCUACGCCCAUGGCCCGCCCAGCGUAGGCAGCAGCAGCACCCCACCAAGCAAUGGAGGUGGCGGUGGCGGCGGCGCCUCCGUUGUUGCCAACACCAACGGAGCACGUCCGGCACAAAUGGGCAGCAUGAAGAAUCUGCAUGCGAUGACGCAAAGCGACAUCAGCGGACGACGCAGCGGCUCCGGCACAGAUGCAGCGGUCGCCGUCUACGGCAUACUGGGCGCUGGAGCUGGCAGCACCAACGGCGGCAUUGGACUGCAGGCGCAUCAUGCCACGCCGGCGACAGCGACCAGCGGCAAUCUGCGGCAUGCGGACUAUCUGAUGGCCACGGCCACGCCAGUGGCCCAGUCGGCGUCCAGCAGCCACAUCUAUACGAACGCCAAUGCCGGCAGCAAUCGUCUGAGCAUGAACAACGUAUCCCCGCCCACGGCCGCCAUGCGCAAGGAGCGUCUGCUGCAGAGCUCGGGCAGCAGCAGUGCCAUCGUUGCCAUUGGACCGCAGCAGCAUCCGCCCGUGCAGCGCAGCCACUUUGGCUAUGGCCAGGGCAAGCAUUAUUCGCCUGUGGCCGCCGCCUCCACCUCCAGCUCCAAUGAGAGCGUCUGCGAUUCGCUUUCAUCCAACAAUGGGGGCAUUGGUGGCGGCGGCGGCGGCGGCGUCAUUGGCGGCUCAGGCGGCGUCAUUGCUGGCACUGGUUUACUUGCCGGUGGCGGUGGCGGCGGCGGUGGCGGCAGCAGCGCCAAUGUAACGCGUCUGCUCAAUCCGCGCAGCUCCAUUGACUAUCCAAUUACGUCGCAAGCCUCGUCGCUCUCCACGCUGCUCGGCUCCACCUGCGAUGAUAUAGUCACAGCCACUGCCGCUCCCUCGAUGAUAGGCGGCGCCGGACUGAGCAGUCUCAGUGGCAGCGGCUCCACCAACGAGAGCGCCGACUAUGCGCCAACCAAAAUGCAUCGCAAUCGCGACUUGAACCAAAUUAAGCGUGAUCUAUCCGCAGGCACAGCGCGCGUACGCACGCUUUAUGCUUGUAUGGGAGAGAGCGAGGGCGAGCUGUCCUUUGAGCCAAAUCAGAUCAUAACCAAUGUGCGUUUCUCACAUGAGCCUGGCUGGCUGCAGGGCACGCUGAACGGCAAGACGGGCCUCAUACCAGAGAACUACGUGGAGCACCUUAAGCCAUACCAUUAGAUUAUGUACUCUGUCUCUCUCUCUCUCUUUCGCUCACUCUCUACCUAUCGAUCUAUCUAUCUAUCUAUCUCUGUCUUUUUCACGCCUUCGCACUAUAUAGUAACCUUAGCUGUAUCUCGAUCGCGCACACGCAUUGUUAGUUGCGUUUAACCUAGUACUAGUAGCACCAUAAGUCGUAUUAGCCUAAGGCUCUACUUGUUAAGAGCGCCAUCCAAAAUCGCAACUGUAAAAUUGUAUAAACCACAAGCAAGCCAGCAAGCGAGAGAUGUUUUGUUUGAGGCACCCAUACAUACAUACAUACACACAUGCAUAUAUAUAUAUCAUAUAUAUACAUUUGUAAAGUAUAUAAACAGAAAGAGAACGAAGGAAAGAAAUAAUUAAUUUUAGUCUUAAACGUAGUUGUAAAACUUAAAACUUAAUGUGGAGUGUUAAGUCUAAGCCAUAAAAGCCACCAGUUUACUUUAGCAAUGUAUUACAACCAAUCAACACAAACAAAAACAAACAGCAACAACUACAAAAUUGUAUUACCAAUCAUAACUAAAGCUAUAGCCACACACACACACACAUUUGUUAAUUGUUUACAAACCGAUGAAGCAGUUAUACUAUUUUCUUAUUUAUUGUUUUAUUUGAAAGGAACAAAUUUCAAGUUCGAGACGCACAUAAAGCGGCAAACUUUAAUGUAAUUUAUAUACAACUAUACAUACAUACUAUAUAUAUAUAUAUACCAUAUAUACUUUACCACAUUUAC
Drosophila busckii is the source of this 4012-nucleotide messenger RNA. It is a transcript of the gene Graf, whose product is annotated as rho GTPase-activating protein 26. Gene Ontology annotation, biological process: signal transduction. The transcript is spliced from 12 exons. Gene Ontology annotation, cellular component: cytoplasm. NCBI's taxonomy places the organism in Eukaryota, Metazoa, Arthropoda, Insecta, Diptera, Drosophilidae. Gene Ontology annotation, molecular function: GTPase activator activity; protein binding. The record is from RefSeq and is a predicted model, not a curated record. Bases 55 to 3264 code for a protein of 1069 amino acids.